Molecule: messenger RNA, 625 nt
Organism: Danaus plexippus (monarch butterfly)
Lineage: Eukaryota; Metazoa; Arthropoda; Insecta; Lepidoptera; Nymphalidae
Product: helix-loop-helix protein delilah-like
Exons: 1
Coding region: 25-492 (155 amino acids)
Molecular function (GO): protein dimerization activity
Source: RefSeq, a predicted model, not a curated record
GAGACGCUCGCGCAUGCGCAUUCGAUGCCCGAUCACGACAAGUACCAGCUGCGUCCGCGGGCGGCGCGCACUCGGGAGAGUCGCGCGCGUCGGGCCCCGCAACCUCUCAGCAAGUAUCGCAGGAAAACUGCUAACGCACGCGAAAGAUCCCGGAUGAGAGAGAUAAAUAAUGCCUUCGAAGCCUUGCGAAGAGCGGUCCCAGCUUCAGAGAUAACCGGCAAUCCUGUGCCAUGCGAGAAGCUCACUAAAAUAACGACGUUGAGGCUCGCCAUGAGGUACAUCACCGCAUUAUCUACCGCGCUGAGAGACACCAGUCCCGAGUCGGAGUCCGGCUCCAGACCUGACCGCUGGCCAUCUCCGCUGUGUUCGGAGCUGUCUGAGUUCUCCACAGAGCAGGAGACUCCAUCAGAGUUCGCGGAGGACUCCCUGUCGCCCUUCGACUCUUUCUUCGCGGAAUUCGACUAUGAGUACAUAGACAGGACAUUUACGUGACAGUGAAGUGUUUGAACGUUCGUUGGAUUUCCUCUUAUUCUGCCAUAUUAAUUAUUAAUUAAUUUUAUACAUAGUUUAUGUGAGAUGUUAUGAGAUUUUAUUUAUUUUUAAUAAUAAAUUGUUUUGUUAUUUU